Messenger RNA from Linderina pennispora, 1255 nucleotides. RefSeq lists its product as uncharacterized. NCBI's taxonomy places the organism in Eukaryota, Fungi, Kickxellomycota, Kickxellomycetes, Kickxellales, Kickxellaceae. The transcript has a single exon. The annotation marks the transcript as partial. The record is from RefSeq and is a predicted model, not a curated record.
UCUUUCGCUUUUUUCACCAUGUUCACCGUUUUUGUUCCAGCUCACGUUAACCGCGACAGCAUCCCCGCUUGUUUUGUCGAUACCAAUACUACGUUCAUUGAUGUUGAAACCGAGCAGCAGGCAAUAGAACAACGCAGCGCUUCGGAGGAUCCGUUUUUUGUGUUCGAGACCGGGUAUUUCACAAUCCACAAUGUGCCCGACGGUCCGAUGAAGUGCGACUACAUCUCCAGAAACUACAUUAUGCAGGCUUUCUUCUAUGGCGGGUUCAGUGCCCAUCACUGGAGAGCCCUAUCUGAACGUAAUGGCCUAAAGUUCAACUCUGAGCCACCAGUCCUUUACUUUGUCCACGAAGACAACAUCGGCGACAUACACGGAAACGCAACUGAGGACAACACUAUUGUCCAUUACUACAAGGAGAAAAAUCUCGAGCAGUUUGCCGAGAUAACCAAAACCACUGAAGGCUGCUGCAACCACUGCUUCAUCGUGUACAAAGAUGAAACCUACCAGUGUGUUGAUUCCAGCAACAUCGACAACAGCUACACUUUUUCAGAAGCUCUCAAGUGGAAAGUCAUUUCGACUGUCAGGAAGAACAUCGCUGCGAUCAACGACUUGAACAAAGUGGAUAGAAAGUUCAGGAAGCGCCAACCACCCAGGCGCCUGCUGAACGGAGAGUUCAGGCUCAGGAAUGAGGACGGCGACGAGGUGGCUGACGGCGAGCAGUUUUCAUUUAUCAUUCCACGCGAUGACGAUGAGGAAGAGGAGAGUGACGACGAAUAUGAGCCUGAACAGGACGGAAUCAAUGUAUCCAAUGGCGCACUAAUGGCUAACCCUGGUCGUAGCGAUGUGUUUUCCUGCGAGACAAUUGAUGGGAUCCUUUACCUGACACACAACGGCCAGUACUUGUGCUGCCCGGAUGACGGUAUGAACGAUAUCCGCGUUUCUCCCGAGCUGCCUGAGCCAUCAGACCGUCUCCAGAUCAACUACGACGGCAACGAUAUUAUGUUCACCAGGUGGGGUGGAUCUGUGUUUGCAAUGUGUGAGUGGGUCAAGGCAUCUGUGGGUUGCAUUGGAUUCUAUAACGAUGAUUACAGCCAGCGGUACAAAGAGCCAAUGCGCCUUUGGCUUCUCCAAGGCUAACCUACCCUGUGCCUAGUUGGGUUUUCACUAUGACAGAGCUGGCUGUACUCAACUAAUAUAUCGAUAUAUGAUGUUUUCGGGAUGUGUUUAUUAAUAAACCACGCCAGAUGUGAAGGUG